Molecule: messenger RNA, 2601 nt
Organism: Neodiprion fabricii
Lineage: Eukaryota; Metazoa; Arthropoda; Insecta; Hymenoptera; Diprionidae
Product: putative inorganic phosphate cotransporter
Exons: 3
Coding region: 259-1902 (547 amino acids)
Biological process (GO): transmembrane transport; monoatomic anion transport
Cellular component (GO): membrane
Molecular function (GO): transmembrane transporter activity
Source: RefSeq, a predicted model, not a curated record
AGCAAAUGUGCAGCAGCACCGUCACCAAAACCAGCAUCAGUCAAAUAGCAACAGUCUGUAUACUAAAGUCGAGAAGAUCACAGACCGAGAUAUCGUCGUGAAAAAUUAGAAAACGCGAUUUGAACGAUAACAAUUAUUAUAAAAUAACACAUUGUCAUAACGCGAGAAAAUCAAUUGCAUAAAUUAUUGGCUAAAACUUCGUCGUGGCAAAAAGAAAUUGAGCAAUAAUUGUAUAAAAAUAUCAAACUCAAAGUUUGAAUGAAAAUUGUCGAUUUGUGGCUCGAAAAAAAAAACAGAUUCAAAAUUACAAAUUUUUUUCAAACUUCGUUGUUAUAUAAUCUAUUUUUCGCCGCAAGUUAUCGUAUAAUAAUUUUGCGAAAUAUCAUCGUGAUGAUUCCGUCGUGGAGAAUUUGCUGCGCCGGAAUACCGCAGAGAUGGGUUUUUGCAGUGAUGGGAUUUUUGGCGGUUACGAACGCAUACACGAUGCGAAUUUGCCUAUCACUCGCCAUAACCGAAAUGGUUAGUACGUCCGCAACCUCGGCGAAUGAUACCAGUCUUGACGAUACUUGUCCAGAUCUCGAUUCUAGCACAUCGAGUAACAGCAGCAGCAGCAGCGGUACUUUCGAGUGGAGCGAAUAUACACAGGGUAUAAUCCUGUCCUCGUUCUUCUGGGGCUACAUAAUAACUCAGCUACCCGGUGGAGUGCUGGCCGACAAAUUCGGGGGCAAGUACACCCUGGGCCUGGGGAUAUUUUCGACAGCUGUUUUUACCCUCCUGACGCCGGUGGUGGUGGAGACCUUCGACGCGACGGGCCUGAUUGUCCUACGAUUUCUGAUGGGCCUUGGCGAGGGCACGACUUUCCCGGCUGUGAACGUCCUGAUAGCCCAAUGGGCGCCGCCGCACGAACGUUCGAAAAUUGGGACCGUCGUUAUGACGGGAGCGCAGGUUGGAACGGUGCUGGGAACAGCGCUGUCAGGGAUUUUGAUACGAUACUCGUCUCUGGGCUGGCCGACGGUCUUCUACGUCUUCGGGGGCUUCGGCGUGCUCUGGUUCUUCGUCUGGCUCUUUCUCUGCUACAGCACGCCCGCUACGCAUCCCUUCAUUACCGACCGAGAGAAGCACUACCUCCACGAGACUAUGAACGAGCACACGCACAAGCGCGGAGGCCCGACGCCGUGGGCCCGUAUUCUACGUUCGGGUCCGCUGUGGGCCUUGGUCGCCGGUAAGGUAGGGCACGACUGGGGCUUCUACACGAUGGUUACCGACCUACCGCUCUACAUGAGCAACGUCCUGAAGUUCUCGAUACAGGCGAACGGGUUCCUAUCGGCUCUGCCGUACGUCGUCAUGUGGAUAGCUAGCAUCGCCUCGUCGUGGCUCGCCGACUGGCUCAUUAAACGUGAGAAAAUCGGCAUAACGAACGUGCGAAAGAUAUGCACGACCAUAGCAUCGGUCGGGCCCGCCAUUUUCAUAAUCGCCGCAUCGUACGCCGGCUGCGACCGCACCGUCGUCGUAGUUCUCUUCACCCUCGGCAUGGGUCUGAUGGGCCCGUUCUACCCCGGCAUGAUGGUAAACGCCAUAGACCUCAGUCCCAACUAUUCGGGGACCCUGAUGGCAAUCGUAAACGGAAUCGGCGCGAUUGCGGGAAUCCUCGCCCCCUAUGCCGUCGGUGUACUGACGCCUAAUCAGACCGUCGGCGAGUGGAGGGUCGUCUUUUGGAUAACUUUUGUCGUAUUUUUCGUAUCAAAUUUAGUAUUCGACAUUUGGGCAGACGGCGAGGUUCAACCGUGGAACGAUCCUACGGAGGAAAUUGAACGACAGGCGAGGAAGGAGAUCGAGAGUAAAAAUGAACAGGGUGUCGCUAAUUACGGUCAGACGAGAAACAACGGCGACGUCGUUACGUGAACAACGGCAUUUUGUCGAUCAUUUUUAUAUUUUCCUUAAACUCGCUAAAAUAACGAAUAAACCAUCAUCGUCGUCGUUAAUAUGAUUUAAGUUAUUCAAACUUUUUUUUUUUUUUGUUUUUUUUUUUAACUCAUCGCAAGAACGCAUCAACCGCUUAGCCAUUUAUACAUGAUAAUAGACAUACGUAAUUAUAUUGUGCUCGCAUCCGUUAUACAUACUAGUCACUUAUACUGGAAUAAUUUUCGUCAUGUUUCCAAUUUCAUCUAUAUGUUUGCAUGAUAAUCAUUAAAUGCCGUACUUGUUGUACUUCUCGGUUUUCCAACUUUCGUUCCCGAUUAAACUGAUCGGUUGGUUAGGAAAACUGGCCAAUUUUUGGCGGACUGCAAUUAUGAAGAAAAAAAAAAAAAUUAACGAAAUGAAAUGAAACAAUUUAUAAAGAAUGAUUAUUAGAAUCCGAUAUUCACGGUUAUACGGUUUUCGACGUACUCAGUUUAGUACGAUUACUAGACAGAAAUGAUAAAAUACUACGGAAAAUGUCGGGAAAUCGUAUUUUGGAAAAAAAGAAAUUAAGUUGAAAAUGAAUGAAAAUUACUAUGUAAGAUUGUUAUAUCUAAUAUUCUCUGAGUGUAUUUUUUCUAAUUCCGAAUCGAUUGAUUUAUCGGGUUGUAUGUGAAACGAAAAAGUUAAACUAAGAGAAAA